CUGCAGAGAUGUAAUUAGUGGCUGCCUUUGUUUGACAUCACUUCCGUUGUUGCUGUUAAUGAGGAGCAAUGAGAAAAGGGUCAUACUUAGGCAUUUGCUGAUAGCCUAACAUCUUCCUUCCUUUCUAUUCUGGUAUAAAAUAAUAGGUGAAAGGGGGAAGACUGAUACAAAGAGGAAUCAUCCUGAACCAAAUAAAGGUAAGAGGUGUAGUUGGGUUGUGGCACCAAGAAAAGGAAGCUUACCCUACUUGCAAAAGUUAAGCUUGUGUGGGCAGAUCUGAGAACUUAUUGCUUGGGAGACAUGGUGAGAGGGAAGAUCGUGAUCCAGAGGAUCGACAACUCCACCAGCCGGCAGGUGACCUUCUCCAAGCGGAGGAAUGGUCUGAUGAAGAAGGCCAAGGAGCUCGCCAUCCUGUGCGACGCCGAAGUCGGCCUCGUCGUCUUCUCCAGCACCGGCCGACUUUAUGAUUACGCCAGCACCAGCAUGAAGUCUGUGAUAGAGCGAUACAAGAAGGCAAAUGAGGAGCAUCAACUUGUUCUCAAUGCGACUUCAGAAGUCAAGUUUUGGCAAAUGGAGGUAGCAAGCUUGAGGCAACAACUGCAUAACUUGCAAGAAAAUCAUAGGCAGUUGAUGGGAGAAGAGCUUUCUGGCCUGAGCAUCAAAGAUUUACAUGAUUUAGAGAACCAACUAGAAAUGAGUCUACAUGGUAUCCGAACAAAGAAGGUCAGUAGUCUUUGCAACAUUAAAUGUCUCUUUUCUUUCGGCAUUCCUAAUGCUGUAAAUUUCUGUUCUGCAGGAUCAACUUUUGACGGACAAAAUUCAGGAGCUCAAAUGGAAGGUUGUGCAGAAAUUAAAACCCAUCCUUCUCUGUUUAAGUUCAGAUUGCAGCUAAGAUGCUUAACUAUUUAUUCAAUGGAAACCUUACAGGGGAACCUCAUCUACCAAGAGAAUAUGGAGCUCCACAUGAAGGUAAACCUCCUUGAUCAAGAACAUAUGGAACUACAUAAGAAGGUUUAUGAAAAAAGGGUAGACAAUGGUGACAAUAGAGACUCAGCUAUUUCAUAUGGUUUCGGCAUUGCGGAGAAAGCAAAUGCAUCCAAUCAUCUUGAACUAAAUAGGCCACAACACCAAGCCAACAGGGAGCAAACUGGAACAUCACGGCUAUGUCUUGGAUUGCAUUAAGGAGAUGGUUCAGAAAUCAGGGUUGGGUGUGUGCACUUCCAUCAUAAUCAUCUGAAGAAUUCAACAAUGUCAUUUGAUCAAUCACAUUUGGUGUUUAAGGAGGAGAAGCAUCAAUUGUAAUUAUGCAUAUCAUAUGACAGUAAGGUAAGCUUUGGCAUUAUGGUAAGAAUGUUGAUAUACAACUUAGGUAAGUAGGGUAAAUCAUAGGAACAAACUCUCUACUUGUAGGGGUAAGGUUGUGUACAUUGGCACUUUUUCAGACUUCACAAUGAUAGUAGCCUCAUGAACCAAGCUACUUUUUAUAUUAUUUAAUUAGAACUACCUAUUUUUAGCAAUUUAACAGAAUAAAGUGGUGAAGACGAACCAUGUAGUUAAGUUUAAUAAUUUUGGAAGUCGCUAGUUUGCUUUCUCUUUUUCUCCUCCAAUUAAACAAGACAAAUACCACAAAAUACCAGUUCAG
Messenger RNA from Musa acuminata AAA Group (dessert banana), 1642 nucleotides. RefSeq names its product MADS-box transcription factor 23-like. Gene Ontology annotation, molecular function: DNA-binding transcription factor activity, RNA polymerase II-specific; protein dimerization activity; RNA polymerase II cis-regulatory region sequence-specific DNA binding. NCBI's taxonomy places the organism in Eukaryota, Viridiplantae, Streptophyta, Magnoliopsida, Zingiberales, Musaceae. Gene Ontology annotation, cellular component: nucleus. The transcript is spliced from 7 exons. Bases 301 to 1182 code for a protein of 293 amino acids. The record is from RefSeq and is a predicted model, not a curated record. Gene Ontology annotation, biological process: positive regulation of transcription by RNA polymerase II.